AUGUCCGACGACGAAGACGAUAGGUCAGACUCCAGUUCUGACAGCGAAGACAUCGAGACGACCGGCCUCAUCGCCACACGACAGAAGCGCGUCACCGCCGGUAACCUCUACGCAACCCUUCGCGCCAACCUUGAUGAUGAAGAGUUGCAGAAGGAACUCCUGGCGGAGGAUGAAGAGGGAGAUGCCGAGGAUUACGAAGGUUCGGACAAGGGCGACGACGACGAUGUAUUAGACUCUUCCAGCGACGAAGAAGAUGCCGGACCCCCCAAAGCAGGCGAGCAGGAAGAGCUCGAAGGCGAGAAGGCGCUCAAGCGACAAGAGCGCGUGGAAGCGAGGAAGAAGCGCAAGGCUCACGACGCAAGACUCAAAAUCCCGGCAUGGCGGAAGAAGAAAAGUGUGAAGCUUGCAGACGACGUGAAGACGGAAGACGGCAGCAGCACAGCGGCAGAACGACCGCGGAAGAUGAGCGAGCGCUCCAACUGGCUGCCUACCCCUGCCGAUGCGCCUGUUCGUCAGUCCGGCCGCUCCUUGGCUGUGCAGAAUCGCGAGAUAGUACACGCGAAUCUCAAGCAGAGCGCGGAGCGGAGCGAGCGACAGCGACGCGUCAUGAAAGAUGCGGCGGAGCGCGAGAAGACCAACAAGCGCAUGACGGAGAUGAGUCAGGAGGAGAGGCUAAGGAAGUGUGAGAGGAUUGAGCGCGAGACGGCGAGGGACUUUGGCCGCUGGGAACGGGACGAGGCGGAGAGACAGAGGUUGCGGGAGGAGGCGUUGGCGGCAAAGAGGAAGAGGGGGCUGGAAGGCUCGUUCUAUCGCAUGUGGAGUGGCAGUGUGUUAUGGGAGGGUGACAAGAUCAAGAUCAGGCGGUUGAGCCAUGGGAGUAGGAAUGUCGAUGAGAUUGUGCUGGAAGAGAAGAAGGCUGAGACGCCGAGUGAGAAGAAGGAUGCAGAGGUUACAGACUCAGCGGCUCCAGCGACUUCUCCGGCACCAUCGCCCGGGAAAGAUGCGGCAGCAGUCCAAGCUACAGGUGAUGGCCAACUGGACGCCCCCCCACAGCCUCAAGAUGGAUCGUCGCAGCCGCCGGCCAGUACCACGAGUGCUUCCACUACCACGCUCGACUACCUACCAAGCGCGCCAUUCCUCUACAUCCCUCAAUCAACCAAUCCACCGCAAAUCCCGCCUCACGACCAACCACCUACACCCUCCCAGCAACAACCAACCCAAAUCUACCACGGCUGGCCACCAGGCACCCACCAAUUCCCCCUCGAAAGCCCAGCAGUCGCAACCCCACCUCCCCCUCCCCCAGCCCCCACAAUCCCCCUCGUCCGCGAACAAGCCCAACGCACCCUCCUCAUGCUCGAAAACUUCCCCACCCUCCGCAAAACACCCAACCCAACCCCCAAGCGCAUCCCAAAAUACAAACAAACCGACACAACCCUCGACGCCGACCCAAUCAAACUCCUCCUCCUCCCGCAAGCCUUCCCUCUCACCCCCGCCCUCACACCAGAAGAAAGCAAAUACCUCCUCACACGCCCGCGCAAGCGCGCAGGCAACGAGGUCCCGCUGCCCCCUGCGCCGUCCAAGCACCGGUGCGCCCUCACGUCGUGGCCGGCGAAGUUCCGCGAUCCGAAGACUGGCUUGGCGUAUGCGGAUAUGCAUCAGUAUAAGGCUAUUCAGCGCAUUCUGGCGGGCGGGUGUCAGUGGAGUGGGUUUUUGGGGUGUUGGGUGGGGAGUAGUUAUGGGUUGCUUGGGAGGCCGGCGAAGGGGGUCCCGGAGGGGUUUGUGGGGGUUGGUGUGGGUGGUGUGGCGAAGGAGGGGGACGGGGUGAAGGAGGGAGUGAAGGCGGAGGCGGAGGUGGAUGGUUGA
Neohortaea acidophila is the source of this 1863-nucleotide messenger RNA. RefSeq names its product YL1 nuclear protein-domain-containing protein. The transcript has a single exon. Lineage: Eukaryota; Fungi; Ascomycota; Dothideomycetes; Mycosphaerellales; Teratosphaeriaceae. The coding region runs from base 1 to 1863 and encodes 620 amino acids. Gene Ontology annotation, biological process: chromatin remodeling; regulation of DNA-templated transcription. Gene Ontology annotation, molecular function: ATP-dependent H2AZ histone chaperone activity. The record is from RefSeq and is a predicted model, not a curated record. Gene Ontology annotation, cellular component: nucleus.